Molecule: messenger RNA, 606 nt
Organism: Nymphaea colorata (pocket water lily)
Lineage: Eukaryota; Viridiplantae; Streptophyta; Magnoliopsida; Nymphaeales; Nymphaeaceae
Exons: 2
Coding region: 149-394 (81 amino acids)
Source: RefSeq, a predicted model, not a curated record
UGUGUUUCUUUUCUAUUCUUUUCUGUUUUAUUCUUGUUCUCUCUUUGGUGUUUCCUGGCCCUUCCCAGCUCCCGCGUUGAAAUCAUUGCUUCAGUUUACUCGUGAAUAACUUUUAAAAAACGAAAUAUCGCUUUCUCUCUCUCUUUCGAUGGACAAAUUCCGGGUAGGAUUACGAGCUCUGGUGCCGGAAAAUGCCUCCAUCUCCCAGCCGAGCUACUCUUCGGGCGGCUCCUACGUUGUCGCGCGCUCACCAUCGGGGAAAACUGUGUCGUUGGCAACUUGCUCGAAGGCUUGUGCUCUCAGCUUUAUCAUUGGUGUUUUUGUUGGUUUCACUUUAAAGCGACGAGUUCGACGUUGGGCUGCCAAGAUGCUGAAGAGAUGGAAGGAUGAUUGAUUCUCUCUCUCUCUUGCUGUCUCUCUCUCCCUCUCAUUUCAGUUGUACUAGCUUUGGCUUUUGCUUUUAGAUUAAAUGUUCAGCAGCAAGCGAGUUACCAAUUGAUGAAUGCUUCUGAAUGAGCCUGUUUCCCUCGUCAAUAGCAAAUUGUGAAGGGAAAUCAGGUAAUCUGUCAAUUGGGAUUAUAUGAAAUAGGACCUUUCAUUUUUUUC